CACCGAGUCACACAAACACACACAUAUAAAUACACUUUUGUCUUUGCACACAUUUUCUGUCUCACUUGAAAGAACAGUAAUCAAGGGAGUGUCACAUUAAUUAAUUAGUUAUCUCUGAAGUGGAAUUUAUUACGUAAUUAUCCGUAUCCCAUUGAGGCAUUUUGAGCUGUUCAAGUAAAAAUAAUCUGUACAAUGGAAAGAUUUUAUCCAAAUUUCUAUUCUUAUACGAAAUCUCACUACGAACCAUUGCUUUCGAGUCUAUUAACAAGAUCUGAACCAGAGCGUAGUGCUAAACUGCACAUUGACUGUAAGGAUAAUGAUUCCAGUGAGGAGAAACAAAAUAGCUCGUGUAGUGAAAGACAAAAUACGAACAUGAAUGAAGUCACUGAGCAACAGAAUUCUUCGGCAUCAUCCGAAAUGCUUCGGCAACGAAUUCAAAGUGUGGAUAGAACAAAAAUGUCACGUAAUCAACUAGCGAAAUGGACGACAACAGAUUCGCAAAGAUGGGCUCGCGAAAAUUCAGACCCUCCAGGCCGUGAAAAGUCUACUGAAGAAGAAGAUCUAACUGGUUCAGUCUUCACCGGAUCUGUACAGUCAUUUAUAUUGCCAUUUACUAGAAUUAAUGAAUACUUAACACCGGGAAUUAACGCUAAAUAUCACAACCACUCUAGAACUUUCGAAAGUGGAAUCAACUAUCUGAGCUUAGUUUCCCGUAAUGAUGUUCGAUGUAACAUCAUUCCAAACUGUCAGCAUUUUCCUGAUCUAAUGUCAACAUCUUUAACAAAGACAAAUUCACCAAUAAAGCAUAAGUCAAGAUCACUGCGUAAGCAUUCACGUGAAAAAACACUACCAUGUUCAAAUCAAGACGAUAAAACACUCAUGACGUUAGAUUCUAAUAAUGUGUUCAUCAAUCUAAAUGAGUCCAAAUUACAGAUUGCGACAAAUCAGAAGAGCGUACCCCGUUCUAGAAGAUUACCGUCACCAUGUGUUCGUAUGAAAACACUAGAAACGGAUACAAAUUAUAAUGUAUCUCUCGAAACAGGUCAGAACACAAGCUCCUCAAACUAUGAUCUUCGACCGAAGCGAUUAAUAGAAACAGAACGCAUGGUUAGACAAGAAUUAGCGUCUGCAAAACAGAAAUCAGCAACUUUCAAUAGUAACAAUGGCAUAGACAGAGAAGAUCGGAAAUCAGCGAUGCAGAAUUCACCAAUACCUCUAAAAAAGUCGAGUUCUAGUGAGAGAAGACAAAUAAUUUCUCCAGAUACAAAUACACCUGUGAAUGUUUUAGAAGAAAUAAAUUCAUUUGAAAUGAGUGAUAGUGAGACCGACUUAUCUAGAGGAUUGGAAAGAACUCGAGUCCUAAGGAAUGGUGAUGAUUUAAUCAGAACUGAUGGAGAUUCGAAGGUAGUUCAAUUGAGUUUCAAGCGUGCGUGCAGUUAAUUUGUUCCGCUAUCUGUCUUUUGCCUUGUCAUAAUGUACUCUGUAAGACUCGAAUUUUACCAAUUUGGUUACAGCGGAAAUUAGCAGAGGUGGAUUAAAGAACUCUGAGAUACAAGAGCUUCAAGGCAUUAUAAAUCAUAUACGUGAGGAAGAUAGGGACAACAAGUCUUUAGCCAACUCUCCGAACAGUUUUAAACCAAGUCCAAGAAGAUCGAUGUCUUGUCGUACACUUCCUGAUGCUAUGUACCAAGACAAUCAAGAUGCUGUAAGCUUGAGUAGCGUUGCAAGUGACACAAGUGCCGGCAGUCAAACUAUCUCCGUAGACUCAAAGAAACAUGACAACUACUCCCAUUCUAUUGGGAAUAACACCUCAACGUUGGAAAAACAUGGAGUCUAUACUAAACAUUCCAGAUGGUUGGGCAAAUCCAUAGCUAAAGCGUUCAGAAGACGCACAAGGUCUACUACACAAUCAAUCAAUUCACUGGGUACAAUAAAUGACACUACGAUUACGAAUAUGGAGCCUAACCAAAUCAUCAGUCAGAAAUCGAACGAUGAAAAUCAGUUGGAUCGACUUUAUCUGACAAUCAGUCGAUUGCAGUGUAGGAUAGAUCUCCUUGAAAAAAGAAACAAAAAACUACAGGAAACCGUAUCGAAAUAUAAUCCUGAUGAUGAACUUCUAUGCAAUGAAUUUCGUUUGGAAAGAACCAACAGAAAAGUGUUUUUAUCAGAUUUGUCGUCCAAAUUUUGCAAAAAUAGUCGUUAUUUUGUGCCAGUCCUUGUGAACACUGAAGAAAUCAUUAUUGAUUCAGAAACGAAAAAAUCACUGAAAAUAGGAUGCAUUGGAUUACACGAUGAUAUGACUUGGAAUGAGCUGGAUGAAGUACUGCAAAAACUACUUCAGUGUUACAUCAGUUACUUGGAUCCUGAUGAACAUCUGCAACUUAAUUCACUGGAACUAGGGGCGUAUCAGCUAAAUUCAAUUUACAAAUAUCCAGAUAUAAAGAAAACAGAGAGCAUUGUGCGACGUUUCUCACGAAUACUACCACUGCCAUCGCCACAACCGUUAUUUACAACAAAUCAGAAUCAUUCCCAACUGCCUGUUGCAGCUACGCUGGAAACUAGCUGUCAUAUAAACAGACAAAUUUAUUCACAGUUCCCUGUUAUGUGGUUGAAUGAAAUUACUAAAGGGUAUGAUUUGGAGCUAUUCACCUUAUCUAUAGAAAUAGAUUUACAAGGUCGUACUAUGAACUCAACAUUGAAAAGAAAGAAUAAAAAGGUACACCAAAAUGUUACUGAGAAAAUUGACAUGCUGAACUAUGGAUGUUAUACAAGUCUAGUACCAUAUAAUACACUGAAGUCCUACUUAUCUGUCAUCGAAGCAAAUAAUUUCACAAUAAUCUGUGGACUGACUGGAACCGGGAAAUCGCAUCUGGUGAAUAAUCUGGCCAAAAUUUUAUCACAUGAUUCGUGUUAUUCAAAGGCAAUAUACAACUUCCGGUUUACAAAUAACAAAAGUCCAACUGUAAAAGAAAUGAAAAAGAUACUCAGAAAACAGUUAUCAUCCUUUUCGAAAUGUGGUUUCCCCAAAGUGAUAAACUUAUUUGAUAUGCAUCUCUUCCAAGGAUCUGUUAUGGAUAUUUUUAAUGUUUUUAAUACCUCAUCAAAACGUCCAAAGAUUAUAGGUACAAGUGAAAGGGCGGACAAAGAUUUUGAGAACACUUGCCAUGACAAUCAUGUAAAGAUCAUACACCACCUGCCUGACAUAAAAAGUACACAAGAAUAUUUAGAAAGAGUAUUAUACAGAAAUCUUGCUCAAAGUCGAAUGUUUUGUUCACGUGGACCUACUAACGAAGAUGUUAAUGCCAGUGCAAAUAAAGAUCGGAAGUGUUAUCAAUUGAUUUUCUGGUUAACUGAGUUUUGGAGGAAAUUAAAUGAAAUCCUGUGUUCUAUAGCUAACAGAAAACACUGUGCCAUUUUUGGCGUGCAGUCCACACUGAAAUGCCCCAUGGAUAUUAAUGAUUCAUUGCAUUGGUUUCUUGACCUAUGGAACAACAUGUUGGUUCCAGUUUUAUUUGAAAAUAUCAGAUAUGUAACGAAAGAGAAGUCAAACAAUGCCUACAACAUGUUAUUGACUGAUUUUAUUGCAUGGACAAGUACUACAUGGCCAUGGGAUAGAAGCAAAAUAUACUUCCCUACUUCUUUGAAAAGCCCGAAAAUAUGUCUAACUCAGAAUCCAUCGAGUACUCAGAACUUCCAAUCUAUUCAGUCUCUCUCUAGUUCCCUGGAUGCGGAAGUAUGCAAAAAUCGAACAAGCAUGGAUUCAGGGAUUAUUCUGGAUGGGAUGUACCCAACAAAUGCCUGUAGCAGUAAUGAUGUGGAACAAAUUCCAUCAAAUACAAACGAUUACAUACAUGUGAUCAGAACGCUAUGCAGAUUAGAAUUAGAGUAGUUCAUUCAAUAUAACGAUUUUGGACACUCAAAAAUAUUACCUUUUCUUUAUGACCGUUCUUUUGUAAGUGUGACAAUGAAAUUUAUUGCUUAAAACAACAUAUUGUGAAUACCAAUGUAUAAUACGAGGCGACAAGUUUCUUUUUUUACAGAAAUAAACCUUCAAGAAUACCGAAAGUGCUCACUUCAGUCAUUUUAACAAAUUGAUAUGCCAGGAAAAUACAUGUUUACUUCG
Messenger RNA from Trichobilharzia szidati, 4123 nucleotides. The record is from the annotation of a GenBank genome assembly. NCBI's taxonomy places the organism in Eukaryota, Metazoa, Platyhelminthes, Trematoda, Strigeidida, Schistosomatidae.